This is a messenger RNA of Microthlaspi erraticum, 237 nucleotides long. The record is from the annotation of a GenBank genome assembly. NCBI's taxonomy places the organism in Eukaryota, Viridiplantae, Streptophyta, Magnoliopsida, Brassicales, Brassicaceae.
AUGGUGAGACUCUUUGGCUAUUCCCUCCUAGAGCCGUUAGCCCGUACUAAGAUUGGAGCAUCUAUGACCAUCAUGUUAUUAGCGAGACUUCUCCAAGGGUUCGAAUGGGCUCUCCCUAUUGGUGAAAGUAAAGUCAAGCUCGUCGCAGCAGAGAGCAACUUGGUCAUGGCCAAACCUCUACUUGCAUCUGCGAAACCUAGGUUGGCUCCUGGUUUAUAUCCGAAAAUCCAGAUCUAA